CGGCAGUUUUUGCGAUUGCCUGAAGCCGUACGCAUCGCUCGAGGCUGCUCACGUAUCCUCCAAGCCUGUGCCCAACGCGUCGCGGCGAUCUGCACGCAUCUUUUCGCACAUUUUGUGCCUGCCAGCAGCCUGUGGACAGCAUCAGCACACAGCAGCGCGCGCGGCGCUCGCGGAUCAGUCUCAAACACACCUCUGCAAUACCCAUAUUCAGCAAAACCAUGGCCCUCCCGAAGCUUGUGGUCUUCGACCUCGACGCCUGCUGCUGGUUCCCCGAGAUGUACAUGGUCCGCCGGGGCCCGCCCUUCACGAAGACGAGUGAAAACGCCUGCGCCGCGUCUGAUGGAGAGGCCAUCAAACUGCUGGGCCAGACGCGGAAAGUAUGGGAAACGAUAAGUAAUGGAGACGAGUGGCAGGACUGCAGGGUUGCCGUGGCCAGCAGGUGCGACGAGCCGGACUGGGCGAGACAGCUACUGAAACUGUUCACGAUAGAUGAUGGGAGAAGCUUCUGGCAGGCCCUGGACGACGGGCGCCUCGCGGAGAUCUAUAAAGGCAACAAGAAGACGCAUCUGAAAGCACUAAAACAAAAAACGGGCGUCGCCUUCGAGGACAUGUUGUUUUUCGAUGAUGACCAAGAGAACAUUAGGCAUGUGUCGGAGCUGGGCGUCGUGUCCGUGCUGACGCCGGAGGGCGUCACGGCGGACGCCUGGGAGCAGGGCCUGCGCCGCUUCAUGGAGGCGAAGUUAUACGAGAGGCGUGGCGGUGCCGGGCCGGGCUACGGGAAGACGUACUCUAAGUGAUAUUGUGUA
Molecule: messenger RNA, 806 nt
Organism: Pelagomonas calceolata
Lineage: Eukaryota; Pelagophyceae; Pelagomonadales; Pelagomonadaceae
Source: the annotation of a GenBank genome assembly